This is a messenger RNA of Lobosporangium transversale, 1374 nucleotides long. RefSeq lists its product as hypothetical. Bases 81 to 1274 code for a protein of 397 amino acids. The record is from RefSeq and is a predicted model, not a curated record. Lineage: Eukaryota; Fungi; Mortierellomycota; Mortierellomycetes; Mortierellales; Mortierellaceae. The transcript has a single exon.
AAAAAAAAAAAAAAAAGCAAAGCAAAGCAAAGCAAAGCAAAGCAAAGCAAAAAAAGGAAUCACUUUUAUAUUUUGCAGAGAUGUCAAGCGCUGGAACGAUAGUUGGGAUCGUCUUUGGUUCGCUGGCUGGGGUCGGAUUAUUGAUCUACUUUCUCUUUUUCCACAAAAAGGUUACAAAUCGACAGACCCAGAAACUGAUGGAUGCUACUAAUCUGAUCCAUGCUCAAGAGCCACAGGGAACGUUUUCAUCGGAAAGACGGCCAGAUGGGACAGUGGCACUCUCAGUUCGUCCGUUACCACCCACUCACAGCACCCAUACACUUGAGCCAUCACCCUCACCACCCCAGCAACAUCUCAAUCACUAUCCAUUACAACCAGUCCGGUCUCUUCAACCUCCGAUUCCAGACCCUGUUUCCUUACCAUAUAACCCAGCAUAUAACCCAGCAUAUAACCCAACAUCUCCAUCAUCCUCUUCUACAUCACCCAUUAUCCCUCCUAUUCCAAGUCCCCAUUCUACAGCAACAAUGGUAGUACCAUCAGCUCCUCCGCCUCCUCUGUUGGCCACUACGAACGUAACGCCUUCAAGUACAAGUGUGCCAUCAUUUCAGUCGGAUCUACAGAAACUUCAAUUUUCAAGCCAUCCUUGCCCAGGUUAUGUCACAACAUUGAGAGAUGAGGUCGAAGAGGUCAAGGGCAAUCUGGAUAAUGAUGACGAUGGUGAUGAUGAUGCUAAACGUUUAGCAAAUGAAGCAAAAGGAGAUUGCAUGAUUGAAAUUGUUCCCGAAUCCGGAUCUGCGCCCGAAGCUGAAUUAAGGUUCAACCAUCAACAUCAAUAUCAACAUCAGUAUCCACAGGAUGAUGACAAUACGAGUAAGGGUGUCUUAUCACUACCGGAACCACGGUUCGGAAAUGGGUCGACAAUGAUAUCAGCAGGGAUGUAUAGGCCUUACUCCAACCCAAACUUCAACUCCAGCUCCUACAAUAGCUCUGUCUCGCCAACAACAGCAAUAGAAACAGCGACAUCGAUUUCUACAAGUGUAGGCACGUUAGAAGGGAACGUAUUAAAAUCUCAGGAGCGUAGUCCACAUGAGAUUGCUAUUCCUAUCAACCACGUACCUGAGACAUCAUUGCAUUCCUCGUCUUCUCCGACUAAAGAUUCUCCCCCAAGAAAGUCAAGUCAAUACCCAGAGAUGAAUCCUAAUUUAAUGCCUCCAAGGAUUCAACAUAAUCCACAUGAACCGAUAAUAAUGUCUUCAUCUACUUCGUCUAUAUAAGGGAAAAAAAAAAAUAGUUUUUUUUAUUGUAUUGAUUCACAUGAUGGACCGAAAAGAAAAAAGGAAGCAAGUAACGGGAUUAAUUUAAUUUAAUUCGACC